CGGGAGGCUGGCUGUCUUGCAUCUUGGAGCUUUCUUAUCUGACAUCGUUCCGUAUGACCACGAUGCUGUAGGUUAGGUAGGUAUAUAUCUACGGCGUUAUAGCGUUACCUCGAGUAGUUCACCUGUAGUUACCUAAAAUAAGUUUACCUUUAACAGAGCUGCUGGUUUGCGUCUCCUGCUUCAAGAGCCGAUUGCUAUCUUGAAAGCAUUAAAGUCUGGCAAGAUGGUUAUUUUCUCAAGGAAGUUGUCGGCCGCUGAGCUCAAAAGGAGGUUUACCUCCCUCCACUAUUGGGAACUUCCUAAGCAGACUGGAGCGCUGGCCCCGUCACACGUAUGGACGAAUUGUGAUAUGGACCCGACGCCCAUCGAGGAUCAGACGUGGAAUACGUGGAUGAUUUUGGCCUACUGGGCUACCGACACGAUUAAUUUGGCUACAUGGCAGACGGCCUCUGCAAUUCUCGCAGUAGGCCUGAGUUGGCGUGAAGCUAUUCCUAUCAUGAUAGUGGGAACCUUCUGCGUCGCCGUGCCUCUUGUGCUUAACGGCGCCAUUGGCGCUAAACUUCAUGUGCCUUUCUCCGUGAUUGCGACUAGUAGCUUCGGUUACUACUUAAGAUAUUUCUGCAUCGUUAGCCGGGCCAUUCUAGCUAUGUUCUGGCUGGGUAUACAGGGCGCAAACGGAGCUCAGUGCAUCACGAUCAUGCUGCGUGCCUGGGCGCCGUCGUACAACGACAUUCCGAACCAACUAUCCCAAUCUGCCGCCAUCACGACGCAAGGGAUGCUUUCUUACUUUCUCUUUUGGAUAAUUCAACUACCACUACUCCUUAUCCACCCUACCAAGCUACGUCCUCUGUUCUGGGUCAAACUAUUGGCCGCUCCGGUAGCUGCCAUUGCAACGAUGGGAUGGUGUAUUAAAAGGGCUGGAGGAGGUGGUGAUAUUUUUGCCUUGCGAGCAACAGCUGACGAACGACAAUAUGCCUGGCUAUGGCUGACUUGCAUGUCGAGCGUGGCAGGUCAAUGGAGCACUUUGGCUGUAAACAUACCUGAUUUCACUCGCUAUGCGAAGUCGGCCAGGGGUCAAUAUAUCCAACUCCUAGCAAUGCCCAUUAAUAUAUUUACUUUGUGUGGCGUUCUAGGUAUUGUGACAACGGCCGCGAGCAAAGUAUUUAGCGGAGACUACCUCUGGAAUCCCCUGGAUAUCAUGGCUAUUUGGCUCGACUAUGGCUCUGGUGGACGAUGUGCCGCCUUCUUUGCCGCCCUCGCGUGGUAUGUUGCACAGGUUGGAACAAAUAUUACCGCGAAUUCGAUCUCGGCAGCCAACGACCUGACCGUUCUUUUACCUCGCUGGAUUAAUAUAAGACGAGGUUGCAUUGUCGCUGCGCUUAUCGGCGGUUGGGUGCUGGUGCCGUGGAAGAUCCUCAGCUCUGCGCAGACCUUCCUCGCCUUCAUGAGCGGGUAUGCCGUCUUCCUCGGGCCGAUAGCUGGCAUCAUGGCGUCUGACUAUUGGCUUGUAAAGAAGAGGCAGAUCGACAUACCGAGCCUGUAUGAUCCGGAUGGUCGUUAUCGCUACGUCGGUGGAUGUAACUGGCGCGCGGCGGUCGCCUUCAUCGUGCCCGUCGCGCCUCUUCUACCCGGGCUAGGCCUGAGCAUCAGCGGCCCCCAAGUUGUUCAUAUUAACGAUGGCAUUACUAAUCUCUACACUCUUAACUUCCUGUUCGGAUUCGUAACUUCGGCCGUUCUUUACGUGGCACUAAACUACGCCAUACCAGCAAAGGAGACGUUAUUAAAGGGUAUGAUCUGGGAUCUAGACGACACUAUUAUCGAGGCGCAGGGGAAGGAUGAUGUGGGAGCAGAGAAGGGUUUGGCCACCGCUUCAUCCGAGAAUAUCAAGGCGUCUAAUGCAACUCUCUUGUAAAAGUGUUGAAUUCGUCAUACGUGGGUGGUGCCUAUGUUGGGCUAUAGACAUAUGGCCAACUAUCUUGCAUAAUCGUCCGAAUAAACCCCUUUAUCUAACAUUUCCUGAACGAGACGUCACUAGAUUUCGAAGGUAUUCUAAUAGACGUGAAUAAGAGGAUCCAUCUUUUGAGCGUCCUCUCCUUUCCCCCCCUUUUUUUCUCUUUUUUUCCUUUUCAACGCAAGGCACACACAAUUCUAGAUAUUACGUAUAUGUUUAAGAUUAUGGCGACAACUAGCUGACCAGCUAAUGACUUUUGUAGUGUUUUGUAAUCAGUGUUUGAAUCUCCCCAACGUGAGUCAGGUACUCGAGUAGUUUCUAUGUUGUUGACAAAUGCGAAAUUCCAAAAGGUGUUCAGAACUAAUUAAAGGAGGAAGAGGGGUGUAUAGUGAUCUCUUAUUUCCGGAUCACGUCUAGUAUAGCGGAUGUAUGCUGUCAGGAUAUGCCUUAUCCCCGGUGCUCGAGGAACAAUACCAUAGGCAUAUGUAAUACAUCAUAGCGGCUCUAGUAAUUUUGAUUGAUAAUAUGUGGA
Molecule: messenger RNA, 2483 nt
Organism: Daldinia decipiens
Lineage: Eukaryota; Fungi; Ascomycota; Sordariomycetes; Xylariales; Hypoxylaceae
Product: permease for cytosine/purines, uracil, thiamine, allantoin-domain-containing protein
Exons: 4
Coding region: 224-1912 (562 amino acids)
Biological process (GO): nucleobase transport; transmembrane transport
Cellular component (GO): plasma membrane
Molecular function (GO): nucleobase transmembrane transporter activity
Source: RefSeq, a predicted model, not a curated record